Pieris macdunnoughi is the source of this 417-nucleotide messenger RNA. NCBI's taxonomy places the organism in Eukaryota, Metazoa, Arthropoda, Insecta, Lepidoptera, Pieridae. The record is from the annotation of a GenBank genome assembly.
AUGCUCAAGAAUUUGUGGCUGUCUAGAAUGCCAUCAGGCCAGGGCAGUCUUAGCCGUGUGCCAGGACCAGGAAAUAGACAAUUUAGCAGCCAUUGCCGACAACAUAAUAGAGAACAGCAGGACCGGCAAAGUCGCAGCCAUUGUUGGAGCAUCAUCAGCAGCACCACAGAUGCCUGCUGUAGCAGACACAUUCACGGGGUUCAUGCAGCAAUUGAACAAGCUCACGCUAGAAGUUGCGGCACUCCGCAGCGAGGUGCAAGAUCGAGGACGUCCCAGGAGUCGCAGUCACCAAAGCUACAGGAGCAGGUCCGCGUCGCGCAAAAGAAGGACUCCAGGGGAUCCAGAGUGGCUCUGCAGGUUCCAAUACCGGUGGAGGAAGAACGCGAGGAGGUGCGAGGAACCUUGCGCCUGGCGUAA